Messenger RNA from Tigriopus californicus, 2000 nucleotides. It is a transcript of the gene Arp1, whose product is annotated as beta-centractin. The transcript is spliced from 2 exons. The record is from RefSeq and is a predicted model, not a curated record. The coding region runs from base 523 to 1653 and encodes 376 amino acids. Lineage: Eukaryota; Metazoa; Arthropoda; Copepoda; Harpacticoida; Harpacticidae.
GCCGGGGAUAGUGUGUGAAGUGGAACGAGUUGAUUGAACGUAGGAAGGCGUUGGUUGGAUGGUGGAUUGAUUGGAUUCACCGAUUCGCUCACUGACUGAUUGACUGUAUGUGUGAUAGAUCCUUGACAUUGACGGUAUCAAAGGCCCUUGCUUGAGCCCUACCGCUAACAUCUCUACCCACACGGUUGUCCUGCCGGCCUGAUUACCCGGCCCACCGGACUUGAGGAGCAUUGUGACUUGGGGAUUAACGUGCAUGACCAUUUUGAAGAUUUUGAGGUGAAGCCGUGAAAGGGUGCCCCCGGUAUUAGUCGGUAUUAGUCGGUAUUUGGCGACUCUCACGAGGAUUGAGGAUUGAGGAUUAGCGUCUCAAUUGGUUGGAACCCCGGAUCGCACAAACGGACAAGCAACAUUGGAAUCUGGAAGAGGGGCUCGGGCUUGGAGUUGCGUGGGAGCCGGCCGGCCUGACCAGUCGCUUAUCGAGAGCGAGAGUGGAGCCAGAUCUAUCACGAACCAAUCCCAACCAUGGAGCAUUACGACCUGAUUGUGAACCAGCCGGUGGUCAUCGACAACGGGUCGGGCGUGAUUAAGGCCGGAUUUGCCGGGGAUCAGAUCCCCAAAUGCCAUUUCCCCAAUUACAUGGGCCGGCCGAAGCACACCAAGGUCAUGGCCGGGGCGCUGGAAGGCGACCUGUUCGUGGGGCCCAAGGCCCAGGAGCACCGCGGGCUCUUGAGCAUCCGCUAUCCCAUGGAGCACGGGAUUGUCAAUGACUGGAACGACAUGGAGCGUAUCUGGCAAUACAUCUACAGCAAGGACCAGCUCCAGACCUUCAGCGAAGAGCAUCCCGUCCUCUUGACGGAGGCGCCGCUCAAUCCCCGACGGAACCGCGAGAAAGCCGCCGAGAUCUUCUUCGAGACCUUUAAUGUGCCCGCCUUGUUCCUCUCUAUGCAGGCCGUGUUAUCGUUGUACGCCACGGGACGGACUACGGGCGUGGUUUUGGAUUCGGGCGAUGGCGUCACGCACGCCGUGCCCAUCUACGAAGGCUUCGCCUUACCGCACAGUGUGAUGCGCUCGGAUGUGGCUGGACGCGAUGUGACGCGCCAUUUGCGCACCCUCUUGCGCAAGGACGGCACCCAUUUCCGAACCUCGGCCGAAUUUGAGAUUGUUCGCACCAUCAAGGAGCGGGCUUGCUAUUUGGCCACCAACCCGCAGAAAGAAGAGAGUCUGGAUUCCGAACGCGUCAGCUACACGUUGCCCGAUGGGAGCUCGCUCGAGAUUGGUCAAUCCCGGUUCCGGGCCCCCGAGGUGCUCUUUAAGCCCGAGCUCAUCGGCGAGGAGUACGAAGGCUUGCACGAAUGCUUGGUCUACUCCAUACAGAAGUCGGAUCUGGAUCUGAGAAAAGUCUUGUUCCAUAAUAUCGUGUUAUCGGGCGGCUCCACCUUGUUCAAAGGCUUCGGUGAUCGCCUCUUAUCCGAGGUCAAAAAACUGGCACCCAAGGACAUCAAGAUUCGCAUUUCCGCCCCGCAAGAACGCCUAUAUUCAACUUGGAUCGGGGGCAGCAUUUUGGCGUCAUUGGACACAUUCAAAAAGAUGUGGGUCUCGAAACGUGAGUACGAUGAAGAGGGCCAUCGAGCCGUGCACCGCAAAACCUUCUAAGUAGACACCAUACGACCAAAGAAAGAAACGUGUGCCCAACCUGCCUCUGACGACACCAGAGUGAUAGACACCAUCCAUGUCGCUAAAAUGAAAGUCGUAAAACGAGGAGGGCCUCUCCCUCUUCCCCACAUUGAUAAUCAGAUCAUUCUAACAUGAAUACAGUAUCAACCCGUCACCAACCCCGUGAGCGGCUCGACCUGGCUCGAAAUAGACGGGCUCGUUAUUCCGUUCGCCUUCUGAGGGGUUCGAGUGGGAUUUUGUUUUACUUUUUUUUCACCCGCCCAACCGUUAUCCUUGCAUCUCUGCUAUAUCAUUUGAGCUAAUAAUAAAAUAUUUUCACAUCGCUA